CGCAGUUUGAAAAUAAGUUCAAAAGGUUUUUUCUUUUUUUAUUCUAUUUUAUUUUUUUUCUUUCUUUCUUAUCUUUUUCUCUCAACUCCGUUUCCGAAAGGAAAUCAAUAUGAAGUUAAUAAGCAAGUCUAUAGAUAAAGAUGAAUCUGGUUCAGUGACAUUGUUACCUGAAGAAUUGGAAGAUAUGUGGCAUGUCUAUAAUCUUAUUGCAAAGGACGAUAUGAUCAAAGCAACUACUAUAAGACGACUUCAGUCCGAAAGUUCUACUGGAUCUACUUCAAGUCAACGUAUUAGAUUAACUUUGACUAUCACAGUAGAAACUGUUGACUUUGAUCCUCAAGUGGGUUUAUUACGUAUCAAUGGUCGUGUAUCAAGUGAAAAUGCUCAUGUUAAGAUGGGAAGUUAUCAUACAAUCGACUUGGAAUUAAAUCGAAAUUUUACUUUAUUGAAACCAAAGUGGGAUGUAAUCGCUUUAGAACGUGUAGAAGAUGCAUGUGAUGUCACUAAAAAUGCUGAAGUAGUAGCUAUUGUAUGUCAAGAAGGUUUAGCCAAUCUUUGCUUUUUGACUCAACAUAUGACGGUUGUCAAACAAAGAAUAGAAAUGCCAAUUCCAAGAAAACGAAAAGGUUCUGUUACUAAUCAUGAAAAAGGUCUUACUCGAUUCUAUGAUCAAAUUUAUCAAGCCUUAAUACGAACAGUUGAUCUAUCUUUUAUUAAGGCCAUUAUUCUUGCUAGUCCUGGAUUUGUCAAGGAUCAAUUAUAUGAUUAUAUUUUUGAUCAAGCAGUGAAAACCGACAACAAAGCAUUAUUUGAAAACAAGUACAAGUUUAUUCAAAUUCAUAGUUCAAGUGGACAUAAACAUGCAUUAAAUGAAGUGAUGCAAGAUCCAGCGAUUUUAGCCAGAUUAGCGGAUACUAAGGCAGCACGGGAAGUACAAGCUUUGGAUGCGUUUUAUCAAAUGUUGAAUACGGAUGCAGAUAGGGCGUUUUAUGGAUAUGAUCAUGUUGCCAAAGCACAUGAACGUGGUGCUAUUGGUACAUUAUUGGUUACGGAUGAAUUAUUUAGAUCGGCAGAUAUGGAUACUCGUAAGAAAUAUGUUACUUUGGUAGAACAAGUCAGAGAAGCUGGUGGAAAAGUAUUUGUAUUUUCAAGUUUACAUGUAUCUGGUGAACAAUUAAAUCAAUUGACUGGUGUAGCUGCUAUUUUGACCUUCCCAUUACCAGAUAUUGAAGAUGAUGAAGAUUAAAAAAAAGUAUAUAUAUUAUUAUUAUUAUUAUUA
This is a messenger RNA of Halteromyces radiatus, 1279 nucleotides long. Its product is annotated as pelota. The record is from RefSeq and is a predicted model, not a curated record. Lineage: Eukaryota; Fungi; Mucoromycota; Mucoromycetes; Mucorales; Cunninghamellaceae. Bases 110 to 1246 code for a protein of 378 amino acids. Gene Ontology annotation, biological process: nuclear-transcribed mRNA catabolic process, no-go decay; nuclear-transcribed mRNA catabolic process, non-stop decay; ribosome disassembly. The transcript is spliced from 8 exons. Gene Ontology annotation, cellular component: cytoplasm.